UUCCCCCUCUCUGGGGCAGGGGAUGAGACUAAAUAAACUAGCCUGGCUCUAAAAAACCAACGGGAUCCCAGGCAGCUCUGGAGUGAUGCAACAAGAACCCAGGGCCAAGGUGCACCCCAAAAACCGCGGCGACGUGCUGCAUGCUCCAGGCCAGACGAGCUACAUUAAGGACCUGUCAGUCCCUUGGGUUUUGAAUGUGUCCGGAUUAAUGUCGUCCUCAUCCUUGGAACAGGCCUCCGACCUCAGCCUGCCCAACCUUUGAUUCACCCCACUAGUGGUCAAAUGGGAUGUCCGGCAAUUGAGGGCCACUUAUCUGGAACUUUGGCUGGCACCCCAGAACUCUGGAGCGUUAAGGAUAGGCCUCUGCACCACUUGGUCCCCAGCUCCGGAGGGAUCGAAUGGCUCCGAGAGGACUGCCCCUAAAGCCACUGUCCUCCCUCCUCCAUAGCUCCGAUGACUCAGGCCAGCAACCCUGCCAGGUCCGAGCCCGCGGACAGGAGAAGGAAAAAGUGUUCUGGCCAGGGUGGGGCCAGGAAUGGAAGGGCGUUUCUCCUUUCACUUUCCCUACUAAGUCAGGGCACAGGGGACAGCCGAAGUCAGUAAGCAGGGAGCCAGCUUCUCUGUCCAGAGUGGAUAGAUUGGACAGAUCCUGACCUUGCACUUCAGACUUGGAGAAGGGCCAUCUCUGAGGGACGGCCAUGGCUCCCAAACGAAAGGCUUCAGGAGGGACUGAGGGUCCCAAGAAGAAGAAAGGGCAGAAGGGGACAGGGGAGGAGGACAGCUUCCGCUCCACGGCUGAGGCUCUCAGGGCUGCACCUACAGAUCAACGUAAAUUCCAUGUGGACGCCACAUGUCCCCUCAGCCAAAAACCCGGCACCCAGGUCCACAAGGACUACGACUGCACCCUGAACCAGACCAACGUCGUCAGUAACAACAACAAGUUUUACAUCAUCCAGCUGCUGGAAGAUGGGGGCCGCUUCGCCUGCUGGAACCGCUGGGGCCGGGUGGGAGAGGUGGGUAUGUCCAAGUUGAGCUACUUCACCUGCCUGGAUGAUGCAAAGAAGGACUUUGAGAAGAAAUUUCGGGAUAAGACCAAGAACAACUGGGCGGAGAGGGAGCACUUUGUGGCUCGCCCUGGGAAGUACACACUUAUUGACGUACAAGGAAAAGCCACCGAGGCCCAGGAAGCCCUGCAGGUGGAUGGAGGCUCGGCGAGGACCGUGGUGAAGCCCUGUUCCCUCGAUCCUGCCACCCAAAAGCUCAUCACGAACAUCUUCAGCAAGGAUAUGUUCAAGGACACCAUGGCCCUCAUGAAACUGGAUGUGAAGAAGAUGCCCCUGGGGAAGUUGAGCAAGCAGCAGAUUGCGCGGGGCUUCGAGGCCUUAGAGGCGCUGGAGGGCGCGCUGAAAGCGCCCCCGGGGGCUGGCCAGAGCCUGGAGGAGCUGUCCUCCCACUUCUACACGGUCAUCCCGCACGACUUCGGCCGCAGCCGGCCCCCACCCAUCAACUCCCUGGACAUUUUACAGGCCAAGAAGGACAUGUUGCUGGUGCUGGCAGACAUCGAGCUGGCUCAGACCCUGCAGGCAGCCUCUCAGGAGGAAGAGAGAGUGGAGGAGGUACCGCACCCACUGGAUCGGGACUAUCAGCUCCUCAAGUGCCAACUUCAGCUGCUGGACUCCGGGACAGAUGAGUACAAGGUAAUCCAGAUCUACCUGAAACAGACUGGCCACAACUACAGAUGCCCGGCUCUGCAGCAUGUUUGGAAAGUGAACAGAGAAGGGGAGGGAGACCGAUUCCAGGCUCACUCCAAGCUGGGCAAUCGGAAGCUGCUGUGGCACGGCACCAAUGUGGCUGUGGUGGCUGCCAUCCUCACCAGCGGGCUCCGCAUCAUGCCACAUUCUGGUGGCCGUGCUGGCAAGGGCAUCUACUUUGCCUCAGAGAACAGCAAGUCAGCAAACUAUGUUACUACCAUGCGUUGCGGAGGCCACCAAGUGGGCUACAUGUUCCUGAGUGAGGUGGCCCUGGGCAGAGAGUAUCAUAUCUCCAGCGAUGAUCCCAGCUUGAAGAGUCCACCCGCUGGUUUCAACUGCGUCAUCGCCAGAGGCCGAACAGAGCCCGAUCCAACACAGGACAUUGAACUAGAGCUGGACGGGCAGCAAGUGGUGGUGCCCCAGGGCCAGCCUGUGCCAUGCAGAGAGUUCGUGAGCUCCAGCUUCUCCCAGAGCGAAUACCUCAUCUACCAGGAGAGCCAGUGUCGCCUGCGCUACCUGCUGGAGAUUCACCUCUGAGCGGUCUGCUCCCCGCUGCUCCUGCCAGCCUGGGCAUGAUCUUCCCUCCCCUUCUCUAUCUCCAGUACUCUCAUAUUGCACUUAAGACUAUAAUACAUGCCAGGCAUAUUGGUGGCAUACUCAGGAGAGUGAGACAGAAGGAUUACUUGAGCCUGGGAGUUUGAGGCCAACCUAUCCAUACAUACACGCACACAUACAUGCUGGGGAAAUGGCUCAGUAUCUGUAAAGUGUUUGCCUCACAAGC
Molecule: messenger RNA, 2532 nt
Organism: Jaculus jaculus (lesser Egyptian jerboa)
Lineage: Eukaryota; Metazoa; Chordata; Mammalia; Rodentia; Dipodidae
Gene: Parp3
Product: poly(ADP-ribose) polymerase family member 3
Exons: 11
Coding region: 699-2288 (529 amino acids)
Cellular component (GO): site of double-strand break
Molecular function (GO): NAD+ poly-ADP-ribosyltransferase activity
Source: RefSeq, a predicted model, not a curated record